This is a messenger RNA of Trichobilharzia regenti, 1108 nucleotides long. The record is from the annotation of a GenBank genome assembly. NCBI's taxonomy places the organism in Eukaryota, Metazoa, Platyhelminthes, Trematoda, Strigeidida, Schistosomatidae.
AUGGCGAUGUCAUAUACAGACAAUUGUACAUGUGGUGAAUUAUCAAGCAACAAGAGUCCAUGGUGUGGUGCCAAUUGUUUUGUGGCAGUAACUGGUGCAAGUCGUGGAUUUGGUCAAGCUUUCUGCAUAGAACUAGUGAAAUCAAUGUCAUCUGGUGAAGAUCAUGCUGCUUCUUUGAAUAUUCUAUUGAUGGCUCGUGAUGUCAAUGCACUUCGGAUAACUGAGUCUAAGAUGAAUGCUUCAAAGUCAAGUCAUUCUACUAUGAAGUUGAAUAUUCUCGUCUCCACUUCAUCUCUGGACAUGUCGAAUGCAGAUGAAAAAGUCUUAAGAGAAGAACUGGCUCCGUUGUUUCGCUUAUCACUAGAACUUUCUCAUCAAGACACUAAUGUAAGCCAAUGGAUCAUGCUUGUACACAAUGCUGCAACACUUGGAAAUGUACAAUCACGAACUGACGAACGCUUUAAUAUUCAAGCCUUGGAUACAUAUUACCGCAUGAAUCUCACUGCUCCAAUGAUAUUGACAAGUUUAUUUUUAGAGCAUUUCGCACCAUCAAGUCAGUCACUACACCAUCCUGUUACAAUUGUCAAUAUUUCGAGUCUAGCAGCUGUCCAACCAUUUCCGUGUAUGUCUGAUUAUUGUGUAGGCAAAGCUGCGAGACAAAUGUAUUUGAAGUGUUUAUGCGUUGAUCGUCCAUCGAUCGCUGUGUUCAACUAUUCUCCUGGCCCACUGGAUACCGCAAUGUUUAAACAGAUUUUAGAAGGGCAUGGAGAUGAGAAGACACGACAAGCUUUUUCUCAGAUGAAAGUCAACGGUAGAAUAGUUGAACCGUUGGAGUCUGCUCGUGUUUGUGUCGCAUGGUUGAGGAAACAAAUUCCAAUCAGUGGGGCGGAGACAAGUGAAGAAAAUGUCCCCAAAUUAUCACAUUGUUCAAUUCAUCAAAGUCAAUAUUCUGAUGUUUGGAUUGGUUCACUUAUUGAUUAUUUUGAUGCUGUUCGUGAAGUGAAAUGAUGGGGAGAAAUGCCUUCUACUAUUCUAGCUGUGCAAUAAUACCUAACAAUGGCGGAAUGAUCUGGGUUCUGAUUAUUGUAAUUCUCAUCUCAUUAUAAUU